This is a messenger RNA of Ylistrum balloti, 1554 nucleotides long. Its product is annotated as forkhead box C1-A-like. Lineage: Eukaryota; Metazoa; Mollusca; Bivalvia; Pectinida; Pectinidae. The transcript has a single exon. Gene Ontology annotation, biological process: anatomical structure morphogenesis; cell differentiation; regulation of transcription by RNA polymerase II. The record is from RefSeq and is a predicted model, not a curated record. Bases 1 to 1554 code for a protein of 517 amino acids. Gene Ontology annotation, molecular function: DNA-binding transcription factor activity, RNA polymerase II-specific; RNA polymerase II cis-regulatory region sequence-specific DNA binding.
AUGCAACCAGGACCUCUUCAACAUCGCUACCAUCAUUCUACAAAUGUCCCCGGGAUCGGAAACGGGACAGGACUCAGUGUGGUACCCGCUCUGUUUGGGGACCAGAACUACUACCGGCACGGCGGAUACACUUCCGUAACCAUGGGUGGAAUGGCCGCUAUGUACGGAGCGGCGGACCAAUAUCCCCACAUGGGGCGCUCAAACCCCUACAAUCCGUACGGCCCACCACAACAGGUCCACAAGGAUAUGGUAAAACCCCCUUACAGCUACAUUGCUCUCAUCGCCAUGUCAAUUCAGAGUCAACCGGAUAAAAAAAUCACCCUCAAUGGAGUGUAUCAGUUCAUUAUGGACAGGUUUCCAUUCUACAGGGAAAAUAAACAGGGAUGGCAAAACAGUAUACGCCAUAACCUGUCCCUAAACGAGUGUUUUAUCAAGGUACCAAGGGAUGACAAGAAGCCCGGAAAAGGGUCUUACUGGAGUUUGGAUCCAGAUAGUUACAAUAUGUUUGAUAAUGGUAGCUACCUCAGGCGUAGGAGACGGUUUAAAAAGAAGACUGCUCUGAAGGAAAAACAUGACCGCGACCCCGAAGAUACCAAGGACCAACGCAAGUGUUCGAAUGACCACAAGUCCGAUGCCGACAAUGAUAUUCCAAGGAAUGGGGAAUCUGUGACCUCAGAAUAUUCCGACAGUUCAACGAGUCCCCAAAAAUACGAUCUCAAGAAAACAACUAACGGCUUGGAGACUCCUCCAAACUCUCCCGGGACAAGGAUGCUUCCAAUGACUGGGACCAAGCUAGAGCCUUUGGACCCGGUCAGUCCGGAAUGUAUGAACACCGGACAUUCUCAUCACAGUCCGAGCUCGCUUCCUAUUCCUACCGAUCCAUUGGACCCUCCGUCCAGCAGUUUCUCCGUGGAAAACCUGAUGACCAAUACUCAUACAAGCGUGCCCUGUGACAUUUCUAACAAUUGUAACUUCGCUUCAAACAGACAGACACCGCUCAUCAGUCCGUCCGUCCUACAAUACACGGGAACGCGGGUGUCUGACAUUUACAGGAACGUGUCCACGUGUAAUCAAAAUAUGUCACCACCCUUAGGAUACUCUUACCCCGCGAACGGCAGUGCUCAGUCUCUCUUGGGACAGACUGCUCUUGGAAACCCGGGGGUACAUUCUCUUCAGGUUGGCUCCCCCGGGGCUGAUGAAGGGAGCACGGGAAGCGCUAGUCCCCAGCCAGCACCAGCCCAUGCCCAUGCCCAUGGAACAAUUUCUCAAACCAAUGGAAUUAACUCUGCCAUGUUCACCAUGUCACAGAACCAGACUUACGGACGUGCAAGUGCAUGGUACAUGUCCCCACCCUCGAGCGAAUUUUCUCCUCAUAGUACGGACUUCUCAUCUGCCUCGCCCUUCUCAACGGUUCGGGAUGUGUUCGACAGUCAGAGACUUUUGGGUGGACAGCCCGGGUCCCAGGGGCAGACCUCUGCGAGCUGUCAACUAGCAGCCUUUCGGACGCCCUAUAAGUCCCCAAGUUCGUAUACUUGUGAAUAUAGUAAGUUUUGA